AUUAAGCUUUAUACGGCUGUGCAUGUUGAAUAGUGCUUCGUCUUGUGGACAGUAAUGCAUGUUAGAUCAAGUUCCGAAUUCAUAAACUGCAAGUUCAGGUAAUUGGAGUUAACGUGGACUGACAGUCGGCCAGUUGGCAUAACGUGGCACUUCCGUACACUGAGAUGAUCCACAGUCUGUUCCUGAUUAAUCACACGGGAGACAUCUUCCUGGAGAAACACUGGAAGAGUGUCAUAAACAGGAGUGUAUGCGACUACUUCUUCGAAGCCAAGGAGAAAGCGUUGGAGCCCGAAAAUGUGCCUCCUAUAUUGCAGACCCCACAUCACUAUCUCAUCAGUAUAUACAGAGGGAAGCUCUUCUUCCUCUCUGUCACCCAGACUGAAGUUCCUCCACUGUUUGUCAUUGAAUUCCUGCACAGAGUCGCAGACACGCUUCAGGACUACUUUGGAGAAUGCACCGAAGGGGUCAUCAAAGACAACCUGGUGACAGUUUAUGAGAUUUUGGAAGAGAUGCUUGACAACGGCUUUCCUUUGGCGACAGAGUCCAAUGUCCUUAAGGAGAUGAUUAAGCCCCCCACCAUCCUGAGAUCAGUUGUCAAUACCCUGACAGGGGGAAGCAAUGUUGGAGACAUGUUACCAACCGGUCAAUUGUCUAAUAUUCCCUGGAGGCGAGCUGGUGUGAAAUAUACCAACAAUGAAGCAUACUUCGACGUCAUUGAGGAAAUAGAUGCCAUUUUGGACAAAUCAGGUUCCACAGUAUUUGCAGAGAUCCAGGGUGUAAUAGAAGCCUGUGUGAGACUCACAGGGAUGCCUGACCUCACUCUGUCAUUCAUGAAUCCUCGUCUUCUUGACGACGUCAGCUUUCACCCAUGUGUGCGUUUUAAGCGCUGGGAAUCGGAGCGCGUCCUCUCUUUCAUCCCGCCCGAUGGCAACUUCACCCUCAUGACUUAUCAUGUCAGCUCUCAGAAUCUGGUGGCCAUUCCGGUGUACGUGAAGCAGAACAUCAGUUUCUUGGAGACAGGCUCUUGCGGUCGUCUGGACAUCACAAUAGGACCCAAGCAGACCAUGGGGAAGAUGGUGGAGGGUUUGAUGGUCACCAUCCACAUGCCUAAAGCUGUGCUCAGUACCAACCUCACAGCCACGCAGGGAAGCUACACGUACGACCUCGCCACCAAGGUGUUGGUUUGGGACAUCGGGAAGCUGAACCCCCAGAAGCUUCCUAACCUGCGAGGCAGCCUAAGCGUGCAGGCAGGAGCUCCAAAACCUGAGGAGAACCCCUCGCUCAACAUUGACUUGAAGAUACAGCAGCUGGCUAUAUCAGGCCUGAAGGUGAAUCGUCUGGACAUGUACGGCGAAAAGUACAAACCCUUUAAAGGGGUCAAGUACGUGACAAAAGCUGGGAAAUUCCAAGUGCGGACCUGAAUAAAAGGUCGACAAUAAAGAUCCAAACCUCAUUACUGAUAAUGAAUGACUUUGCAUUCUAAGUUAUUUAUUAUUAAAUGUCAUGGCAUUACAUGUUCUGUAUAUACACCAAGCUGCUUUUGUGGCCUGUGAAGGGAAGCCUUAAUAACAAAUCAAUGUGACUUUUUCACAACUUGUCAUUUUCUUACCACUGUCUGUCUGAUGAAGGGAUUGUAAGAGGACACUGAGAUCACACAAUCAUGUUGUCAACCUAUUGAAAUAUUGCUUGUAUGUCACCUUGUAGCCUUUUUGCAUAUAAUUUUUCUACUUUUGUUUAUAUGUGAAAAAUACACUUUCUUGAGACACCGUCUUUAGCACAGGUUUUGUUGCACAUGGACAUUCACUCUGUAAUGUGGCCUUGUAUGGCGCCUCAAGGUGCUUCCUUCAGGACUUUAUAGCAAUCUAUGUCAGAUAAGUUUGCCUGUCGUGUUUUCUGCACACUAAGAUGUCAGGCUGUGAUUGGCUGUGGGUCAAACACAGCUAAAAACAGCCUACGUGAUUGGCACCCACAACGCACAACCUUUAACGUGAUCUUGAACGAAACUUCCUAUCUUAGCCCAGUAUUUGCACAAUCAUUUCUCUACAUGGAAAAAAUACUGCAUCUGCUCUUGUAUCAAGCUCACUUUAAAUGUGCAAGAUGCCUUAUUAAAACUUUAAAUGACCUUG
Dunckerocampus dactyliophorus (ringed pipefish) is the source of this 2126-nucleotide messenger RNA. It is a transcript of the gene ap3m1, whose product is annotated as adaptor related protein complex 3 subunit mu 1. The record is from RefSeq and is a predicted model, not a curated record. Gene Ontology annotation, cellular component: clathrin adaptor complex; cytoplasmic vesicle. The coding region runs from base 165 to 1421 and encodes 418 amino acids. Gene Ontology annotation, biological process: intracellular protein transport; endocytosis. The transcript is spliced from 9 exons. NCBI's taxonomy places the organism in Eukaryota, Metazoa, Chordata, Actinopteri, Syngnathiformes, Syngnathidae.